AUGACACAUCAACAGCUUCUUCAGCAGGAGCAACAGCGUCGUGAAGAAGCCGAGCGACAAGCUAACGAGCUCUCAUCCGCCUUAGCCGAACUUAGACAGCAAUUUCAAGCGAUGCAGGCAGAACGCAGCAACGAGGCUCAAAGCAAUCGAGAAUUUUUGGCUCGAGUGCAGCAUGAACGCGAAUCAUGGAUAAACGAGCGGCGUCUGCUGUUGGAUAAACUCGCGGCAGAGCAGGCUACAGCGGCAGCAGCGACGGCAGCAGCAGAACGAGCAGCGGCGGCAGCAGCCGCAGCAGCAGCGUCGGCUGUGACAGAGCAGGCGGCGGCAGCAACAACAGCAGCAGCAACGGCCGGAACAGAGCAAGGGACGGGCGGAGCCUCAACUCCAACACAGGAUCAAUCGAAUUCUAUGGUCACAGCUGAAGCUACUCAUAGAAAUUCUAUUGGCGUCCUCACGGCGAACAACAAUCAGGAAAAUCGCCAUGAUUCCAACGGUUCUGGAUUUUCACCGGUCGCAGACAACCAGGCGAUGUAUUCGCAGCUUAAUCGAACACCAACAGGCAGCAUAUCUGACGCAGGAACAAUAUUAUCCGAUUUGCAGCAAGUCCUUAGGCGCGUACCACUGUCAGUCUCUAUGGAACAACUGCAGAAAUACAGUGCUGAUUCUCCAACCCAGCCAGUUCGGGCGUGGAUCGUUAGAGUCGACGAAGAUGCUACAAUUCAUGCUUGGUCUCCCGUAGAGAAGUUCAUAGCGGCAAAAAGAGCACUAAUAGGUACCGCUCGGAAAUGGCUCGAUGGUCAAAAAGGCAUAAUAUCAUGGGAAGAGUUGAAAACACGUAUGAUAGAAUCCUUUGGAAAACGUGUCAAAUCUUCAGACAUACAUGAAGCUCUAAGCAAGCGGAAGAGAAGAAGAGAUGAGACUAUUUUGGCUUACGUUCAAGAGAUGGAACUACUAGCAUCUCAGGCUAACUUGGACGAAGACGAGAUAAGGCAAUACAUCGUCAAUGGUGUAACGAAUGACCAAUCUAUUAAAUUAACACUUAUUGGUGCUUCAUCUCGCCUGCGAUUCAUGGAACUACUUGAGUCUCAUGAAAAAAUGAAAGCUCGGGAGUCGGAGGAGCAUAAUCAACGUCGGCACCACCAUAGACAAGGUACAAAGCGCUGUUAUAACUGCAACAAGUACGGGCACCUCCGAAAAGGCUGUACCGAGGCAACUUUAGAAGCAACCCGACCAGGUCUAGGACAAUCAGGAGUCCAGGAACGACCUUCUAAUUUCAAGGAAGGCCUAAAGGCCAAUUCUCGAAACUUCGUCCAGUACAAAGGAAAAACACAAAACAAUUCUGCACCUAAAAUCAACCACAUUCAAUACAAAAGUGGUAAUCGCAAUCGGAUUACAGCAUACAUUGGAGGAGUUAUCGAGAAUUGCCAAGUCGACAGUGGCGCAGAUCGCAAUGUAAUGAAAGAGGAUUUUUACAAACGCAUCGAAGAUCGUUUCCCAUUGAACGGCGAACAAGGAACACUCAGCGGAGCUGGUGGCCUUAUCUGGACAUUGGGAAAUGUAAGGAUACCAACGGUGAUCAAUGGCACGGAGUACAUACUAAAAUAUACCGUAGUGCCAGAAGAAAAUUUACCAUCAAGAAUUCUCUUAGGUGAUCCUAUACUCGACGUUGCCAGGGUUUUUCUCAGUAAGGAAGGACCACAAAUAGAACCAAUCAUCGGCAACGACUUCGUACAACUUAUUGAGGAAGAGAUAAGCGAAGCUAAAGAUGGGGUCCGUCAAGCAAUUAUCAAGGUACCAGAGGCAAGGAGGGAGCAAAUUAGGCAGUUAUUAGAAAAUUAUUCCGCAAAUAUGCCUCCUCAAACCUCGGUUAAAAUGUCGAUUAGGCUAAAGAACACCCAGCCUAUUGCAUGUCGACCGAGGCGCCUAUCUCCAGCCGAUGAAGUCGAUGUCAAAAAACAACUUGAGGAAUGGACGAAAAAAGGCGUAGUAGUUCCUGGAAUUUCCGAAUAUGCGAGUGCUAUUGUCGUUGCUUGUCGAAAAGACGGACGCGCCAGGAUAUGCAUCGAUUAUAAGCCUCUCAACAAAGUCGUCGAACGUGAACAACAACCAAUGCGACUUAUAGAAGAUGCCGUAGACUCAGUUGCGAACUCCGUGGUGCACUCCACGCUGGACCUCCAAGAUGGCUUUUUUCAUGUAGAAGUAUCUGAGGAGAGUCAGAAGUACUUGUCCUUCGUCACUCCAUGGGGACAAUACAUCCCGAAAAGAGCUCCUUUCGGCUUCUGCAAUUCACCAGCUGCAUUCCAAAGAUUCAUACUGAAUGUUUUUCAAGAACUCAUCAAUGAAGGCAUAAUGUAA
Molecule: messenger RNA, 2355 nt
Organism: Hermetia illucens (black soldier fly)
Lineage: Eukaryota; Metazoa; Arthropoda; Insecta; Diptera; Stratiomyidae
Exons: 1
Coding region: 1-2355 (784 amino acids)
Biological process (GO): proteolysis
Molecular function (GO): nucleic acid binding; aspartic-type endopeptidase activity; zinc ion binding
Source: RefSeq, a predicted model, not a curated record